Trichoderma breve is the source of this 3660-nucleotide messenger RNA. RefSeq names its product calcium-dependent channel, 7TM region, putative phosphate domain-containing protein. Gene Ontology annotation, cellular component: plasma membrane. NCBI's taxonomy places the organism in Eukaryota, Fungi, Ascomycota, Sordariomycetes, Hypocreales, Hypocreaceae. Bases 1 to 3660 code for a protein of 1219 amino acids. The transcript is spliced from 4 exons. Gene Ontology annotation, molecular function: calcium-activated cation channel activity. The record is from RefSeq and is a predicted model, not a curated record.
AUGGAGACGACAUCAUUAGAUGGUGGCCGGUCAUGGGCCCAUGCCAUGAUCUCGACGGCAGCCACUCUGGCACGGCGAGAUAAUUCGCAGUCGGCGGGAAAUGGCCAGAAGAGCCAAGGCAUCGGCAUUGUGAGCUUCUUGACGGCCAUUCUGGUCUCCGUUAUCAUUUUCUUCGUACAGCUUUUACUUUUCAUCCUUUUAAGGAACAAAUUGGCAAGAGUUUUCAAGCCCAAGACGUAUCUUGUCCCCGAGCGCGAACGAACCGACUCGCCGCCAAACAACUUUUUUACCAUGAUUAGGGCCCUGAUCAUGUACAAUGAUCGACAAGUCAUUAACAAGUGCGGGCUGGACGCUUACUUUUUUCUUCGAUAUCUUAAAACCCUCCUCAUCAUUUUCAUUCCCAUCUGCGCCAUCGUCAUGCCCAUCUUGAUUCCCAUCAAUUAUAUUGGCGGUCGCGGCCAUGAUAUUGAUUUCCGCACCAACAGUCUAGACACCCUGGCCUGGGGUAAUGUCAAGGCGACCGAGACCAGUCGUUACGCUGCUCAUUUGUUGAUGGCAAUUCUUGUCGUCCUCUGGGUCUGUGGAGUCAUCUUCUUCGAGAUGCGCGCGUAUAUCAAAGUUCGUCAAGACUAUUUGACUAGUGCGGAACACCGACUGAGGGCCUCUGCCACAACGGUGCUUGUCAACUCCAUUCCCUCCAAAUGGCUCAGUGAAGAUGCGCUGUCUGGAUUAUUCGACGUCUUCCCAGGUGGGAUUCGGAAUAUUUGGAUCAACCGUGAUUUAACAAGUCUCCUGGACAAAGUCAACCUUCGAAAUAAGAUUCAUGCUCAGCUAGAAGCCGCCGAGACUGAACUGAUCCGGGCAGCCAAAAAGGCUCAGCUUAAGAAGCGAAAUGCCGAGGAAAAGAAGCAGCGCAAGGGGCUAUCGAAGAAAGAAAAGGCCGAUCGUCAAGCUGAGGAAGACGCAGAGGCCAAACGAAUGGCAAACAGUGGCGAAGGGACCAAUGAUGGCAAGCAGCACCACGUCCCGCACACAGUUGCCGAAGGCGUUAGAGAGUCACGUAUUGAAGAUAGCCACAAAAGAAAGAUGCAUAAGCUCAAAGACGUCCGAGAGGAAUCCGAUGAAUCGUCAUCAGACUCUGAUGAUGAUGGCCGGAAAUCCCAUUCGUCUGACGGUAGCAGUGUGGCGGUGCUUAGGAAUAUCAAGGGAGCUUUCAACAAGGCUGGCGAUCAGAUCGACGAUGUUGGGAUGAACAAUGGCUUUAUAACUCUGGCAAACAAACAGACUCUUCCCGGAGAAGAUGGCGCUCCAAAUCGAGGCUAUCAGUCUUUUGAAGCCCAUCGCACACAAACACAUUCGCGGGGAGCAUCGAAUGCGUCGGCUGCUAGCUCCACCAGAGCUAUUCGACAGAAUGCACCCGUUACGGUGGAAGGCAAUACAGUUCGAAAACUCGAAAACAUCGACGACAUGUACAACAUGGAGGAACCAAAGUUCUGGGAAUUCUGGAAGACACCUGCCGGCGGAUAUGCAUCUCCAGUCCCUCAGCAAAACGAGGCAGACGACUAUAUAGGCAAGCAAGGGCCUGAGAAGAGGACGUUGUGGCAAAAUAUUAAAGGCGUUCUUCCUUUUACGAGCGAAAAGGCCACCGAGACAAAUGACUAUCCUGCUGUCUACUUCAACGAGGAGUACAAGGUGGAGGAGGAAGAAACUGAGGCCGAGUGGGCGAAAUAUCUCAGAAAAAAGGACCGUCCGACCCAUCGACUACCACCCUGGGGAGUCUCAUGGCUGCCUGGCCUUCCGUUAUUCAACACAAAGGUUGACACCAUUUAUUGGUGCAGAACCGAACUGGCUCGACUAAAUAUGGAAAUUGAUGAGGAUCAGCAACACCCCGAAAGAUUCCCCUUGAUGAACUCAGCCUUUAUACAGUUCAACCACCAAGUGGCUGCCCACAUGGCUUGUCAAAGCAUUAUCCAUCACAUCCCCAGGCAAAUGGCACCACGAGUGAAUGAGAUUUCGCCUCGAGAUGUCAUUUGGAGCAACAUGGCCCUCUCAUGGUGGCAGGAAUGGGUGCGUACAGGUGCCGUUACCCUUAUCGUGUUGGCCAUGAUUUUCUUGUGGGCCAUUCCCGUCGCGUGGACGGCCGCCUUGGGCCAGCUGGAUCAGCUCAUCCAGCAGACAUCUUGGCUCGCCUUCCUGAGAGAUAACAAAGCUCUUGAGAAUGCGGCCAAGGGUGUUGCAGGUGUUCUUCCGGCUGCUGUGCUUGCUCUGCUCCUCAUCCUUGUUCCGAUGAUUCUGAAUAUUCUUGUUUUCCUUAUUGUCUCCAUUGCCUCGUUCUUUGCCGCUUCGAUCGACAAACUGGUCGACAAUAUCACGGAGCUCGACUCGGUCACAGCCGUAUUGGAUCUCCUCGCGACGAAUUUACCAAAGGCCGCCAACUAUUUCUUCUCUUACAUGAUUCUUCAGGCCAUGUCUACCAGUUCCGGUACUCUGUUGCAGAUUGGAGCCCUCUUUGUGUGGUUCAUCUUGGCUCGAUUGUUGGACAACACCGCGCGCAGCAAGUGGUCUCGAAACACUACACUGAGCGAUGUCAACUGGGGAACAUUCUUUCCCGUCUAUACCAACUUUGCCUGCAUUGCCAUUAUCUAUAGCGUCGUCGCACCGCUCAUUUCUAUUUUUGCCGUCAUCACGUUUGGGCUCCUCUGGGUAGCCCAGCGGUACUCCAUGCUUUACGUUACUCGGUUCGAAGUCGAUACCGGUGGUGUGUUGUACCCUCGUGCGCUCAACCAAACGUUUACGGGUAUCUAUGUUAUGGAGCUUUGCCUCGCCGGAUUGUUUUUCAUUGUGGUAGAUGACUCAGGCACCCAUACCUGCACGCCACAUGGUAUUGUCAUGAUUGUGGUCUUGAUCCUUACUAUUCUUUACCAAAUCCUCCUGAAUAACUCGUUUUCGCCUCUGUUCCGAUAUUUGCCCAUUACAUUUGAGGAUGAGGCUGUUCUGCGUGACGAAGCCUUCCAGCGAGCUCAGGACCGCCGCUUUGGGCUAUCGGGCGACUCAGACAUUGAGGAUGACGAGGAUGUUGAAGGCGGCCGAAGGGAGGAAGGUGGUACAGCAGAAAAAGCUUCCACCUCUAUGGAGAGUAGAGAAGAUAUUGAGCUGAGCGACAUUCAGCCAGGAAAGGGAAAAGUACGACUUGCAAACCCGGUGAAGAAAGUAGGAUCCUGGGCCAAAGGAGGCGGAAAGCAGGUGGGAUCCUGGGCCAAAGGCGGUGGCAAUCAACUGAAAAAACUGGCCAUGAUGGACAAUAACUCUCAGGCUGCCGAGUACCGGCGAAAGCAGCGAAGUAAAGAUCUCGAAGCACAACGCGCCAUAGGAGAAGCGCUGUACGGAGGGAUCCACGACGAAAUCGAGGACCUUACCCCCGAAGAGAGAGAUGUCCUGGUUCGACACGCCUUCCUCCACUCAGCUCUGCGAGCUCGUCGACCUGUUGUUUGGGUUCCUCGAGAUGACAUGGGCAUAAGUGACGACGAGGUCCGCCGAACCCGCAAUUAUAGUGAGCACAUUUGGAUCAGCAAUGAAGGCACGGCGCUGGACAGCAAAGUACGAGUGGUGUACGGCAGAUAUCCGCCGGAUUUCUCAGAGAUUGAUCUGAUUAACCUGUGA